AUGGUCGGAAUGCGAGCGCUGCGGAAAAGCAAGACGCUACAGUAUGGAGUCCCCAUGAUGGUGAGCGGCUGCCGGGGGGAGGGGGCGGCGGGCGGGACGCUCGCCUAGAACUAGCUCGGCAGAGCGGCCGCGAAGCGCUGGCGGAGGGCGGGGCUUCGUUUGCCAAUGGCGGAGGCUGCAGCGCCCCGGACCGGCCGCUAGGGGGCAACCUUCUCGGGAAGGCCGUCGAAGGCGCGACGAGGCCUUGCGUCGGGCGGCGCGAGCGUUUCAGCAGCGGCUCGCUCUGCGCUCCCCCUCCCCCCGCUUAAAUAGGGUCACGUGACACCCCCCCCCCGGGCAGAUGAGGAGAUUAUAUACUGAAAUGGAGAGGGGGGGUGUCGUUCUUUAUAUUCUUCUUGCCGCAUUGCAUGAGACGCAUUACAGCGUGACUUUAAAAGUACAGUAUUCUAGAACUGACCCAUUUUUUAGAGGGUGGCUGUGCUUGUCGGGUAAAGAAACAAGGAAAACCGCCCCCCAAUAAUUUUAUUAGUUAGCUGUAACCCAGUAAAGUGGUAAAGGUAAAGGGACCCCUGAUCAUUAGGUCCAGUCGUGACCGACUCUGGGGUUGCGGCACUCAUCUCGCUUUAUUGGCCGAGGGAGCCGGCGUACAGCUUCCGGGUCAUGUGGCCAGCAUGACUAAGCCGCUUCUGGUGAACCAGAGCAGUACACGGAAACGCCGUUUACCUUCCCGCCGGAGCGGUACCUAUUUAUCUACUUGCACUUUGACGUGCUUUUGAACUGCUAGGUUGGCAGGAGCAGGGACCGAGCAACGGGAGCUCACCCCGUUGCAGGGAUUUGAACCGUCGACCUUCUGAUCAACAAUUCCUAGGCUCUGUGGUGUAACCCACAGCGCCACCCGCGUCCCGGCCAGAACAGUGGUACCUCGGGUUAAGUACUUAAUUCGUUCCGAAGGUCUGUUCUUAACCUGAAACCGUUCUUAACCAGAAGCACCACUUUAGCUAAUGGGGCCUCCUGCUGCUGCCACGCCACCGGAGCACGGUUUCUGUUCUCAUCCUGAAGUAAAGUUCUUAACCCGAGGUACUGUUUCUAGGUUAGCGUAGUCUGUAACCUGAAGCGUAUGUAACCCGAGGUUCCACUGUACUGGAAAGCAGGUGUGAGUGAAAUACAUGGAGCAGGCAUAUGUGGGAUAGCUCAGUUGGUAGAGCAGGAGACUCGACUUAAUCUCUAGGUUUGGGCAAAAUUAUUCCCGCAUCAUGGGUUGGACUAGAUGACCCUUGUGGUCCCUUCUAAUUCUACGAUUCUGCGAUUCUACAGCUCAUAGCUCUGACUUCCUAACUACUGCAUGAAAGAGCACCGCUGCUUUGGUGCCCUGCCCCAAUUUGCCUGACAUUGGAGAGACCCAGCCGGAUGUGAGGCAGCUGGUGACCAUCUUAGUGCCCUGGAAGGCUGUUGAUGUGUGGCACUCUUUCAACUCCUCCCCCCCUUCUUGUCUUUGUGCCUGGCGCUUCGGCAGAUGCCUUGGCUGUUGUCUUCGUGCCCUGCUUGGAAGCUUCCCAGGAGCAUCUGCUUGGCUGCCGUUAGACUCCGAAUGCCAUUAGAUUCAAAAUGCCAUACCGGCUUAGAUGAUGGACCUUUCCAGAUUCUUUUGAUACGACAUGGGGAAGAAAGGAACUUCCACAUGCCUUUGGGGUAUCAUUACUAGGUUGAAAGGGACUUUAUCCAGUUGAAACCCGUGCCAUUGCAGGGAGACUAAAUGUAAGAAGAGCCCCACAGAAUCAGGCCAAAAGCCCAUCUAAUCUGGCACUCUGUUCUCACAGUGGCCAAUCAGAUGCCGGUGGGGAAGCCUGCAUGCAGGACCUGAGCACAACACUACUCUUUCCUGCAAUUUCCAGUUGGCUGUAACAAGUAUUACCGAAGGGAGGACAGUUAAAUUUAAAAUUUGGCAUUAGCAAAGCAAAAACAUUUUUUCUAUUAUAAUGGUAGCAAACAUACUUGCUAAGUGCCAAUCCUGUCACUUCAAUUCAUAAAUAAACUGACUUUCAGACAUUCUAAGAAUUUUAGCUACCAUUCCGUUUGUGGUUAACUAUGUAGCAGUGCUCAUUUUCCUGUAGAAGUUUCCCUCUGGAAAAAUCUUUGUAGUGCUUCGUUUCAGUAAUUUAAUAGUUGAGAACAGGCUUACUGCACUUCCAAGUCACCAAGCUCAGUAGGAUAUCCUAACAGCCAUGUAUUGUGAGGCCUUGGUAAGGUUAUUAUGCUUAAAAAGCAAAGGCAGCACCUUUAUGAGGACCAACCAAAUUGUCAGAAAACAGCAAGCUUUUGAAUUCUCCAGAACUCUUAAUCAGUCUAGAUAUUAUACAAAACAAAGGCGUGAGAACAAGGGAAAAAGCACAACAAAAAUUCAGGAGUUUGGCUGGAUGACAUCUGCAUUUAGAAUACAAUAAGACUGCAUUUACACAGUGGUUACGUUCCAGAGAUCGUGCCUAAUGCCAAAAUUGCAUAUAGUUAAAAUCCAUUGGGUUCAAUGGUAGAUGGGAUUGCCAAAGUCAUUUUUCCCAGGACUCUGCCCCUUUUCUGGCCUUUAAAAUUAUUAAUUUUUGCCAUGCGCGUAAAGCUGAAUGUGCACAAGUUAAAUGUGCAUACGUUGUGGGCCAAUGUUAGAAAAGUUGCUGAGUACCUGAAAAGCCAUGAUGCAUAGAUAAUGGGCUGCACAACAUUUAGUUUGCUGGCUUUUAAGAUUCAGUUGUUUUGCUGACAAGUAGAUUUUGCUUAAGGGGUUUGUUUUGGUUUGUUUGCAUGAUGGUUUUUGUGCCAUUAGCUUCAGAAUUCUGGUCAGUUUUCAUUGUUCCAAUGGUACAUGCUUCUGCAGAAACUGAACAGACAGCAAAUGUGACUUUGUACAGAAUUUAGUGUUAUGAUUGAAUUGCAGUCUUGGUUCCUAUUAGAUUCUUUCUCUUCAAGAUCUAUUCACAAAUCCUGCCUAUGUCAUUAACUGAAUAGGAUUAUUUGUUUGUUAGCGUUAAUAUAUGUGACAGGUCAUUGGGAUAAGUAGCACAAAAACCCGGGCUGUUAAAGGCACAAACACACACACAGAAACAUAAGAAUUGAAGUAAAAAUACCAUAGUACUAUUCAGCCUAAUACAAUACAAAAUAAUACAAUAAACUUGGUAUAGGGAAGUCAUAGCACACUGGGUAAAAGUUGUUUGAAUCCCCCCCCCCCCCAAAAAAAAUCCCUGCUAUUGUGUGUUUGUGUGUAACUUUUUUUUUAAAGGGAAGAAUGAAUUGUGGAAGGCUUUGUAGAAUUCUCCCAGUUGUAGCUUUGUUAGAUUGUUCCAUACUUAUUUCUCUACCCAGCAGGUAGACAUAGUACAGGAAGAAUGUAGAAUUCUUAGUUUCUGGGGUUCCAAAGAAAGGCAAGUGAUAGUGAAUUUCAUUUUGCUGACAGUCUAGCAGGCUUUGAUAUCAGGCGUGGGAACUACAUGCUUUCCCUACAGUUAUCCUAUUGCUAUCUGCUAAUAACAUUGAAGACUUUUCAAUUUAAUUAAAAUCUAAUGUAUCCUCCCUUCAGAGACCCCAGCAAAGGUGUCUCUCCUGAGCCUUAUGUGCAUAGAACAACCUAUACAAACAUCAUGAGAAUAAAAUUAGCAAGGCUAUGAUCAGCUACAACAAAUUUGACAGGAAUCUUGUCAGCUUCUUGUGUUCUUUCUUAGAAAAACCAGAGCACACAAGUGUGGAACCUCUGGCAUGUGACCUAUGUGACACAAAGCAGGGGAUAAAUAAAGUUGCAGCUGCAAAGGAAGAAUUGGGAGCUUUGGUGUAUGCUUCCAGUUGUCCCUUAAAAGUGCAUCUUACAUUUGAUGCUGUUUCAAUUUGGUGCUGAUUGUAAACUCUGCUGCUUUCCCGCCUGGUUUUUUAUGACACCUAGGCUUAGCUUGUAGGACAAUAGCAUGAGCAACGUGGAUCUUUUAUAUAUGCCCACCUCUGCUCUUUUUGUCAUUUUCCACAUCCUUAAAAAAACAACUUCCUAGAAAAUGGUCAUUGUGCAACUGGUGUGACCCAUUUCUGAUUAGUGAGUCCACUUACCAAGUGGAUAGUAGUGUUCUAGGGAAAUCAAGUUUUACCAUGUGUCAGUUGCCUUUUACUUUUUUAAAAAAAACACCAACCCAAUAUUGCUUAUGUUUUAAUCUUUUGUAAAUCUUCCAUAUAUUUCAGGAUUAGGAAGGCUAGCACUGUGAAUUAAAUAACCAAAUAAACUUUUAGAACAAAGAAGAAGUUGAUUUAUGAGGGAUUAAAAUAACUAACACAGGUAAAUGUGCUGAAUACAAUGAUUAUUCUGGGGAAUUCUCCAAUCUGGCUUUCUUCACCUUUGAACUUGACAAUAUGUGUGAUCAUAUCAGUGCCUAGCAUAAGCCAGCAAGAACCUAAGAGAGUGAUGUAAGAUGGCAUGAAACACUGUUUAACAGCUUAUGCGCUGCAGGGUGUGAAGUCCCACAGUACCAGGAUGGGAACAUCUGUCCAGAUGCUGGGAUGAAUUCUUGUGACCUUGUAGAUAUGUACUGUAUGUCUCACAAGAGGUUGUUCCGCAUGCUUGGAUUUUCACAUCUCCUUGCCUCUUACUACUUUGUACUGUUUCCAAACUGAUUUCUAAGAGCCAUGAGAGUUUUUUCUUUUCGGAAAUUCUAUUUGAAGUGUACCUAGCUCUCAAAUACAGUAGAUGGUGCUCCUGUUUCUAAAAUAUGGUGUUGAUUUCACUUUUCUGAUAAUAGUUGCAGCUGCCAGUGAUUCAUUCCCCAUGUGACUCUUGCAUACUGUACUGGGACAGCAAAGUUCUUUGCCACUGAUACAAUAAAACUGCUAUUAUACUGUUUCCUGAACAUGCAGAAUUUCAUAUUUGGAACACUAACUCCAUCUGAAAAGUGUCCCUUUAAAACCAACAGAAGAUGGGUGUAAAAAUCUUGAUAUUGUCUCUAUUCAAUCGUAUGUGGUUUUAUUUUUAGUUAGGCAGGCAGCACGACUGAAAUGUCUUUCAUCCUGUUCUCUGGAGGGUUCUCAUGCACUGCUGGUGCUUUAUUCUUUCCCACUGAAGUGAAUGGAAGCCAUUCACUUCUAUAAGAAAAUAAAGCUGCUGAGCUUAGGCGCAUCUAUAGGGCUGGCUGGCAAGUUUUGCCUAAUCACAAUCACAAGCUGGUGACUGCAGCUAUUUUAUAUUAUCCUCCAGAAAUGAUUGUCAUGACUUCUAUAGGACAAAAUAAAAUCAGCCAUCACACUGGCUGACGCUUUGCCCGUUGCUUAAAUUAAUUGUGUUUAGAAAAACAAAUUUUCAUCUCUGUAUUUGCCAUGACUGUCAUCUGUUGUUUUUUGUUUGUCUUUUAUCAUUACUGAUGGCUGAUGCCAUGGGCAAUAUAUGCAGUGGGAGGUGUAAUAGUACACAUUCUGCUGUUUAAUGUUGGAAGAAGAAAGAUGAAAGCCUGAAGUCAAGUGGUUUGUCUAUGUAUUGGAAACCAUGAAGAAAUAACACUAGCCAGAUACUAUCCCAAGCUGCCCUCAGAAAAUGCUCAUGCAAAGGUGAACCCUAAGCCCUUAGGGGAGAGCAUCCCAUACUUGAGAGCCAGCUGCUUAAGGAAAACUGUCUCUACAUGCCUUUGCCAUUCAAACAUGGUACACCACAGAUAGUGGUAAGCCACCAAUUUUAAUGGACCACAGAAAAGGAGGCCCAUUUGCAGUAAGUCUGUUGCUCAGCCAUUCUCAGAAAUUGAGCAUUGCUCCAUCACAUCCUCAUGUUUAGGGAGCAUGAGUACUUUGCAGGUAAUGCUGUCAUUUAGAGGAACUCUUAGCUGCUUUUUCUGUCAUCCCAUUCUGCUCCUCAGUCUGUUGCUCAGUAUUGACCUUUGCCCCUCCCAGUCCUUUUUCUCCUUUCAGAAUUUGGCUGUUUUGCCACAGCUUCUUAUUUUACCCUGUAGUCCAGGUGUGGGAAUCUUUUGCCUUCCAGAUGUUGCUGAACUACAGCUCCCAUCAGCUCCAGCAAGUAUGCCCACUGGCCAGGGGUGAUGGGAGUUGUAGUUCAGCAACCCUGCUGCAGUCCAUUUAACUGGCCAGGAAAAGUCACUGCCCAACUAAUGAAAGAGCAGCAGCAUUUAACUGCAGGGCUGGGGGGCUCCAAAUCUUUAUCCUUUGUUUCUGCCCUGUAUUUCUCACAUCAUGGAACACUGGGUGAUAAAAGGGAAUAUUAAUUCCUUGUGUUGGGGGGUGUGGUGUUUCACUUCCCUGUUGUGUGGAAGCUACUGAAGAAAUAAUACUAGUCUUUAGGUAUCUACAGAUUCUUCUUUUUAAAAAAAGCAAUGACAGGCUCGUUGCAUAUGGAGCUGAAAUGAAGAUGGGAGAGAAUUCUUCACUUCUUAAAAUGCAACGUGUCUUGUUUUAAAGGAAGAAAGGGACAGCCCUGUUUUUAACAGGAAAGCUGUUCUUGACCCACCGAAACAGACUUGUUCUUCAAGCAGCUGUGUUAAUUCCCUUGUUAUCUGACCUGGCCAAGAACUGUGUGUAAUGCAAAAUGACAACAGUCUGGUUGAAGGAGCCAUUUUUGCUCAUGCUUGCACUGAGGAACAUAUGGGCUGCCUUCUUUUUAGAGGGUUCUUUGUGUUCUUUGUGUUUUUUGCAAAAUACAUUUUCUGUACUUCAUCACAUUAAUUUGCCUAAGGGAGCUUUUUUUACUGAACAGGGGUAGGGGGACUGUGGCCCCUGGAUGUUGUUGGACUACAAUUCUCAUCAGCUCAUCAGUUAGGGAUGACAGAAGUUGCAAUCACAUGUAACAUGGAAGAGGGAACCAGUUUGUUUUCUCUUGCUCUGACUUCAAGUUAAAAGAAAGGACACUCCCGACUAAACAUCAGGAAUAACUUGGACAGUGGACAGUUGGACAGUGGAACGGACUCUUCAGGCGGUUGUGGACUCUCCUUCAUUGGAGGUUUUUGAGCAGAGAUUGGAUGGCCAUCUGUCAUGGAUGCUUUAGCUGAGAUUCCUGCAUUUUGGGGGUGUUGGACUAGAUGACCCUUGGGUCCUUUCCAACUCUACGAGUAUAUGAUUCUGUGAACUUUGGAGAAACUCUCUUGUGUGGCUCAGAGGAGCAGGGUAUUUGCUCAACAGGGAGUCCUUUGUGAUUAAAUGUGCAGCUUUUGUUUUUACCUCUCCAUUCAAGAUGGAAGGAAGUAUGAAGCUAGCAUUUCCCACUCAUCCAUAAAAAUUGCUUGAGGAUAGGCAUCUUAUGACCAGAGUGAUCCUCUCUUGGAAUCAAGGGCAAAACCAGCUUGUUUCUAACCAAAUGGAAGAGCCAAAGGCCUGGCACAUGGUAUUUCAUGCAUGUCACUUUCAGAAUUGCUCAUAACACUCAUAAACUAGAUUAGGCGAACCAAAUAAGGCUGAUGUCAGUCUACAUCUUUUUUUAUUUAACCUAGAUGGUUUUCCAGCCUACUGAGUACAUCUUUAUUUUAUUGGGAGAAAUGUCUUCUGCAAGUAGCAAGGUUUGAGAUGUGUCACGGAACAGCAAAAAAUCAUUAGCGCCACCAACCAUUCUGUGUAUGUUAGCUUGCUGAUGGCAUGUAUAAGUGGGAUGUGCAAAAGUACUGCAGCCUGGCACGUUCCCGUUCACUGUUCCAGUCAGCUGGACAUGCUCCUUUUCAACUAUUCUUCUAGUUGGUUAUCAGAUUUUUUUUGCUUUCAAUCAGCCAAUGUUCUAUGGCCAUUGAAUUCUCAUUGGACUGGUUUUUUUUGGGGGGGGUAAUCUCCCCCUCAGUUGUACUCAUACAGACCUUGGAGUACUGCCCUUCUAUGUAUUGGUGGUGCCAUCAUUUGGCUACAUUUGUGUAAGAACACAAAAGACUACAGUUGGAAGUUGAGAGAAUGAUAAUACAUGAAGCUGGCUAUUCAAAGCAAGUCCAAAAGACCUGAUGGCCACAGGCCUGGUUUGCGUGUCGUUUUAAAAUAAUUGUUUAAAAUCAGGCAUCUGCAAACUCAGCCCUCCAGCUGUAUUGGGACUACAACUCACAUCAUCCCUAGCUAACAGGACCAGUGGUCAGGCGUGAUGGGAAUUGUUGUCCCAAAACAACUGGAGGGCCGAAUUUGGGGGUGCCUGUUUAAAAUAAACUCUGGCUUAGGGGUGUAUGAAACGUGAGCAUACCCACACGUUUGCAAAACAUUUGUAUGUGUUUUGAGGGACUUGUCUAGUCAUGCAUAGCAAUAUUGGUUUGUUUGUGAGUGUGCUUCUGUACUCAUUCCUCAGGUGACUCUUGCAUACUGUACUGAGACUGAUAGUAGGGGGACUUUCUGGGAUCAGUGUUGCUUGAGAUGAAAGAUGAAGGGAAAGGACAGGUCUGUACAGGGCUAUGCUGUGAAAAGGUUCAAAAAAGGGCAACCAAAAUGAUCAAGUGGGUAAAGCAACUCCUCUGUGAAGAAAGGUUGCUUUAAACUUACUAGUUUAGAGAUGAGUUGAGAUGAGACAUGGUGGAAGUUUAUAAAUUUAUGUAAGUUUAUAAAUUUAUGAAAGUGGAGACAGAAGUGUUUUUAUCCCUCCUCCAUAACAUCCAAUGAAGCUGAAUGUUGGAAAAUUCAGGACAGAUAAAGGAAAGUGCUUCUUCAUGGAGUAAAUUGCUGCCACAAGGUACAAAGGCAGUGGCCACUCACACGACUUGAAAAGGGGAUGUGAUAUAUUAAUGGAGAAGUAGUGUGGUCAUGAUUAUACGGAACCUCAAGAGUUCAGAGGCAACCACUUGCUGAUGAGCAACCACUUGCCUGAGAACCACUUGCUGAUGAGCAAGAAGGAGUGAGGGCUCUUGUUUUUAAAAUUAUGCUUGGCCCAGAGAAACUGAGUAAAGAAAAGUUGUUUCUCUCUCUCUCUCUCUCUCUCUCUCUCUCUCUCUCUCUCUCUCAUAACAAUGAAGCUGAAUGUUGAAAGAUCCAGGACAGAUAAAAGAAAGUAUUUUUUUUCAAGCAGUGCAUAGUUAAACUAUGGAACUUGCUUCCACCUGAGGUGGCCACCAACUUGGAUAGUUUUAAAAGAGGAUUAGACAGAUUCAGGGAUGACAAGUGGCUACCAACCACGAUGGCUGUGUUUUGCUUCCACUUUUGGAGGCAGUAUGCUGGGAAUCGCAGGGGGGCAGAGUGCUGUCGCACUCUGGUCUGUGUUGCAGGCUUCCCACAGGCAUCUGGUUGACUACUGUGAGAACAGGAUGAUGGCCUAGAUAGGCCAUCUUAUGUUCCUGUGUGAGACAACGAAGAUAAUUGUCUUGACAAAGUUGUAGGUAUGAAUACGACAUCUAAGGAACGAUGCUACAUUUGUCACAGUAUGAUUCAUACAGCAAGCUAUGCAUCCAGGCUACUAGACUGCUGAGAAUCCAGAGGCUGCUGAGAAACCCAAAGUUGGCUUUGCUUAAUUUAAGUUGAAAAGUGACAGGAUAAGUGGUUGGUGAUAUUUCUAAAGUCUCAUCUAUGUGUUCAAAGCUUGCAAUUGCAGAGCAAGGUCUCCUGGACAAAAACAUUUUGAUGACACAUAGCUUCCUGGAGAGUGGGACAACACAGUUACAAAUGUUCAGGUACACCUGAGCUGUUUGAGAGAGCUGCCUUCUAGCAAAACCCAUAUUAUUAUGAAAGAUAAAAGAUGGGGGACUCUUUAGGGUGUCUGGGGCUGAGCCAUAUUGGUAGCCAGCAUUUGGUUUUCUGGGUUUUGCUUUUUGUGCCCCUGCUGUACUUGAAUAAAUGAAGAACUGUAGUUUUCAGAGCUGUCACAUUGGGACCUUUCAGCAGCUCUAAAAUGCACACACAGCAGUUUUUCUUUAAAAAAGGAACCCCCCCUCCAAAUCUCUUUAAUUCCCAUCACUGUGAAGUAAAAAGAGAAUAUUUCAUUUGACUGUUCCAGUUCUGCAGCUGCACAAUGCAUAGCUGGAGGCUUCAACAACAACAGUCUUAAAGAAGAGGCUUGAAAAUUAUCACAUUCCCUCUUCAAGUAAAAUAUUUCAUAACAUUUCCCCGGCUUUCUUUUCACCAGUGCAUGAUCUGUGUUGCCAGCAGUGAAUAUUGUGAUGUGAUUAAUUUAGGGAUUUAUGACAAAGGGAAUGUAAUUUUGUAAUCUGGCUUUCAAAAUCAGUGCUACAACAACGGAAUGAGUUUCUCUAGCAACAGAGGUGAUCUAACAUUGCAAAUUGCUAGGCAGUGCUGGAGAAAUUGCUGCUUGUUGUUUUGCUAACCUAAGGGUUGGCUGCUUUAGAUUUUACUGAAUAAUUUGGUGAGUCUGGAAUCUGUAGUAGAACACAGGGUUUGAGGAGGCCUGACUUAUUCAGUCUUUAUUUAUGUCUGUCUUGUGUUGAUGAGCGUUAAUAUCCUCUGUGUACAGUGCUCUGUCUGUAUUUGUUUACUUAACAUGCAUUUCAGUAAAAUAACAGAAAUUAGUUUUUCACAAUGCUAUUGAACAGAAAUUAAUGUCAAUUUCUUCAUGAAACAGUUACUGAGGUUGCUGAGCAUAUGUGACAGAUGGUGCUUCUGUGUUGCAUCCCAUGUUUCAUUCUACCUUGCAUUCUGUGCAUAUAUAAUUUCAUUAAAAAUGUUGCUUUUGGUGUGUGUCUUGGUGUGAACUCACUGAAACACCAACAAAAUCCUUCUUUGAAUAUUGAAUCAAGUGAUACUUCUGAAAGCUGUGCUGUUGGCUUGUUUCCAGGUUAGUUUGUAAAGCACGGUCUAAGUGAGGAGUAUUGGUGUUCUGUGUUGUUAAAGGUGACCUUCAGAUGUAAAAUGCAAAAACCUAUUAACGUAGCCAUGUUUUCCUGGCUUUACAGUAGCCAGAGUCAAAGUGAGACAAUUCUGCAUGUAAGUUCAAAACCUAAUUCUCCUGGUUUUCUUGUGCACCACACAGACCUCAUAUUAUUAGCAGAUCCCUCAUGUUGUUAAUCUCAAAUGUGAAAAACCUCUGACCCAACACAUAAAUGCUUACAGUAGAGAAUGCUAACUGCUAACUGUUACAGUAAUAAUGCUACAAGCAUGGUACCGUAUACCCCUGGACGAAAGGAAAAUACAUGGUGUGUGAAGACGAUCUAUAAAUUUUUCUCUGCCUUUUGGAAGGGCAAGAUUAUGGGCCUUUAAAAAAAAAAAUCGAUACACUAUGACUUUCCAUCAGUUGAUGCUCAAGGCAGCUUAUAUAAAAUCAUAAAAAAUAAAUUAUAGCAAUGACCCCCCCCCAAUAAAAACAGCAGGCACUACAAAAGCUAAAAACACAAUAGUAGCAUCUGUCUUAGUUUCUACACAUCUUUGUAGACAGUUGCAGACAUCCAUCCAUCAGACACAAGCUCCAGUGACCUCUCUGGACCUUUAAACACACCUGAGUUUUAAAAAUCUAUGUACACACUAUUUCAAUUAGUCUUCAAUCCGAAGCCCACUUGCCUGGAAGUCAGCCCCAUUGAAUUCAAUAGUACCGGUACUUAGUUUUCAAUAGACAUGUAUAGGAUUUCACCCUUAGCUUUUUUCUGGUAUGUGAAAUAUUGGUCAAUUUCUUUAUGGGGGAAAAUCAGGUUAUGAUAUAUUCAAUAUCUAUAUGCUAAUGAAAUGUAACAGAAACAUGGACACUAUUGUAUACACUUUGCAAGCUUGAAGAGAGGCAAACAACAUCUUAAUGGAUCUAGCACAGCUAAGUGUUGCUUUAUAAUUAGUUUCACUAUUGAGAAGCCAGGCCUUCCUGGUACAGCUGUUUCAGUCCUGCACAGCUAUUAUUCAUAUGGGCAUGUUGCUGUGGGUUUGUGGGUUUGUUGGAAUGUAUAUACUCAGUAAAUCAAUGGAGAGCAAAACUGCAUUCAGUUAACCUUUUUUAUGUCAGACCCUGUACAAAUGAUUACUGCGGUAAUAACCAUUAAAGAAGAAAUUAUGAGCAUGUGUGUUCAUUUAAAGCAGUUUUAAAUUUUUAAAGGAAGACAAACACACUGCAUUAAACCCCAUACUUGUUCCUAGGCUUUUGUUGAAUGUCUGUAAGUUACCCCAUUUAAUUUCCUCUUAGCACUGUUUCUGAUUGUUUCUGGGACUAAUCCCAGCCAGUUGGAAAUCCUGUUGUAAAUAAGGAUGCUACAAUGCUGUGUAGGUAAUCAAUGUCACAAAGUCCAGUCAGCUUGAAGGCAAUGCUUCUUUCACCCUGAAUGGCUUUUUGCCCCUGUUUGCAGCUCCUCCCAGUAAAUCAGGGGUGGGAAACUUGUGGCCCUCCAGAUGUUGCCGGUCUACAAAUUUGAUCCUCUCUGAUCUUUGGCCAGCCUGGCUACAGCUGAUGGGAGUUAGGGUCCAGCAAUAUCUGGAGGUCCUCAGAUCUCUCAUCCCUGCAACACACACACUGAGAAGUGGGAUGCUUUACAGAGUGGGUGGAAGUAUACCUGAAGGAGCGUCUCCACCCCCAUCGUUCUGCCCAGACACUGAGGUCCAGCUCCGAGGGCCUUCUGGUGGUUCCCUCACUGUGAGAUGUGAGGUUACAGGGAACCAGGCAGAGAGCCUUCUCGGUGGUGGCGCCCGCCUUGUGGAACGCCCUGCCUUCAGAUGUCAAGGAAAUACAGGGGUACCUCUGGAUACGAACGGGAUCCGUUCCGGAGCCCUGUUCGCAUCCUGAAGUGAACGUAACACGCGACUGUGCGUCUGUGGGUCGCAUUUCGCCACUUCCGCGCAUGCGCGUGACAUCAUUUUGAGUGUCUGCGCAUGCGCAAGCAGCGAAAGCUGGAAGUAACGCAUUCCGUUACUUCUGGGUUGCCAUGGAGCGCAACCCGAAAAUGCUUAACCUGAAGCAUAUUCAUCCCGAGGUAUGACUGUAAACAACUAUCUGACUUUUAGAAGACAUCUGAAGGCAGCCCUGUUUAGGGAAGUUUUUAAUAUUUGAUGUUUUAUUCUGUUUUUAAUGUGUUGGGAGCCACCCAGAGUGGCUGGGGAAAGCCAGCCGGAUGGGUGGGGUAUAAAUAAUAUAUUAUUAUCAUUAUUAUUUUUCAAAAAGUGUCUGUGGUGUUUGUCAUUGUCACUGACUUGCACAGAUUUGUAUGUUAAGAGAUAUACAGUAGAAUGUUAUUUAGAGAGAUAGUUGUAAGAUAUAAAGUAAGGUGUGAAUGAGAUAUUGGCACAUGUCUUACGCUGAUUGGCUAAGAGUGGAGUGUGACUUUUAGAACAGUUGCGUGUGAGGAAAAGAGGUAGUUGGGCUUUGGAGGAAGAAGAAGGUUGGCUCGUGUGGCACUGAGGAGUAGGGGGAAGUAUAAGAUAGGAUUAGAACUUGCAUUAGGAAUAGAAUUCUAGGCACAUGUUACGUAAUACAAAGUAUCCAAGCACUGUUAUUGAAAACAAACAAUAAGAACUUGUUAUAUUCAGCUGUUACUAUAAUAAAUAUUUGUUCAUUCAAACUAUGUCUCCUGUUAGGUCAACAUAUUGAGGCUGUGACAAAGUCAGUCAAAGAUAUUUGUGUCUACUGUAUAUGGUGGCAGCAGAACACCAGUAGUUAGAGAUGAUUGCUUCAGGUAUUUGGAGCGCAGAGCUGGAACUCUAUAAGGCAGGGGUCAGCAACCUUUUUCAGCCAUGGGCCGGUCCACCGUCCAUCAGACCAUGUGAGGGGCCGGACUAUAUUUUUUUGGGGAAAUGAACGAAUUCCUAUGCCCCACAAAUAACCCAGAAAUGCAUUUUAAAUAAAAGGACACAUUCUACUCAUGUAAAAACACACUGAUUCCCGGACCGUCGGCAGGCCGGAUUGGGAAGGCGAUUGGGCCACAUCUGGCCCACAGGCCUUAGGUUGCCUACCCCUGCUAUAAGGCAAAUAGGAACUCAGGAGAACCUUUGCCAAUCAAAAGGGAUUGGGGAUUUGAAUUGAAGUAUCCUCUGGCUCCUAAGUACAAGGCUUGUGUGGGGAGGGCAUGGACGUAUCAUCCUCCCAAUUUCAACUUGGAUGGUUUGAUUUCCUGUCAUACACUGAGACUUCUACUAGUCCUCUUUUUGUAGUUAAGGCUAUACCACCCAAGCUUGUAUUUGAAAGGCCAGUAGUGGUUUGCUGGUGAAUUUUGGGGGAAAUGGCCUGAGUGUUUGGAGUUCCGAACACUUGUUGUAUAUUAAAAGAGAAAGCUGCAGUAUCUCCAAACAAUUUUACAUGUCACUUGGGAAGACAGGCUAACUAAUGUCAGUGUACUGGAAAAAGCAAAGAUCACCAGUGUUGAAGCAAUGAUUCUUCAACAUCAACUUUGUUGGACUGGUCAUGUUGUUCAGAUGCCUGAUUACCGUCUUCCAAAGCAACUACUCAACUCAAAGCAACUACCCAACUCAAGGCAAACCUAAAAAAACGUAACAUAGGCACUGAUAUCUGGGAAACACUGGUCCGUGAGCACUCCAGUUGGAGAACAGCCUUUCCUAAAGAUGUCAUGUACUUUUAAGAAGCUCGAACUCAGGGCAAAAAGAAGAAAUAAGCUAAGAGGAAGGCAUGCUUGGCAAACCCUCACCGUCAUCAACUCCCUCCCAGAAACCUAUGUUCCCACUGUGGAAGGACGUGUGGAUCCAGAAUUGGCCUCCAAAGUCAGUUAUGGACUCACUGUUAAGACCAUGUUCAUGGAAGACAGUCUUACUUGGCUACAAGGGAUCGCCAAAAAGAAGUAUAUUAUUACAGAACUAUGAGCAUGUCAUCUCUGUUUGCCUUGGUAUAAGAUUUCAAAAAUUGUAUUUGCAUUUUAUGACAGAGAGAAAUGUCACCUUCCUAUAGAUAUAUCAAUUUCUCUCUCUCUCUCUUACAUAUUGCUCCUAUUCAUAAGUCUCGGAGGUUUGGAGCUAUUAGCUAUAAUGAAGAUAUAGGUGCAGAAGGGACUGAUUUAUCUAGCUACAUAAUAACAUACCAUAGGAUUCUGGUUCCAAUCUGCUGGCUUGUUCCAAAAGCUUAAUUGGGUCCUUUUCACCUUGGCACCAGAAUGAGCCAGCUGAGCAUUGUUGCUUCAAUUGUUAAAAGUUUGAAAAUGGUGAGAACAAGUCCCAGAGCUAUGAUGUUAAGGCUCCCUAAAUGCUGUUAAAGGGAAAAGGCAUUGGGGGAGGUGAAACAUACAGUCAGAAAUAUAAUGGGAGGUAGGAGAGAUUCAGAAAAACAAUCUUCUGAAGUCCUCUGUGCAAGAAUGAGACAUUUUUGAUAUGUUUGUGAAUGAAAACUGUAGUAGCCCCAUCCAUUUGACACGAAAUGGACAGUCAAUCAAGUUGGAUUAUCAGAAGCUAGAACAAAUCUCUUCCCUGAAGCAGAUUCUCCAUGCAUCUCUCUCUCAUAUGCACAUGCCUGCAUCAAUGAACAAAGAUUAAGCUUUGACUUUAAUAUAUGUGCUUUGGAAAACCGAGGGGUCAUCAUGCAAUGUGUGCGAAUGAGUCUGAGUCACUAUUGUAUUAUAGCAUGCUUGGCAAUUCUUUAACACCUUUAGACUGUUUAAAACCUUUACAUGCAUUAUCCUGAGAGUCCUUACAACAGCUUAUGCCAGCAGCUUCUUGGCUUUGUACGUAGUGUUCUAGAUUUUUCUUUCCUUCCUUCCAUCCUAGUUAUUUUUUCCUCUCUUGCUUUUUUGAAAGUGCAUUUUAGCUCACAAUGUUCUGGGUACUCAUUUGCUUCUAUUCUGGUUAUUUUUUCUUCUUUUUUAUAUUUCAGCUGCUUAUAAUUGGUGGGUCUUUUGGGCUCCGUGAGUUUGCCCAAAUUCGCUAUGAUGCUCAGAAGCUCCACAGCAAGGUAAGCUGAAUUAUCCUCCCCUGUACUUGGAGAACACAAGCUUCAAGAGAACUAGACAAACUGUGUACCCUGGGUUCUGCCAAUCAGCACAGGCUUGCACACAUACAUGUAUGGGAGCUGAAACAUGAACACAUACUUAACCAAGGUGCUAUGGUUACUGAAAGUUGCACUCCCAGAUUAGGCCAUAAAGUCUAUUUCAUAAUAGCAGCAAACAGUCCAACAUACAGCAAGCAAAGGCACAGCUUGGAAAGUUGGGCUUUAAGUCCUAUUUUAUUUUUUUUAUUUUUUGUAGAGCAACGAAUCUGAAAUCUCUUGCAAAUUUUGUCAAACAUUGCAUUUUAAAAGGAAAUUUCUGAACAUCCUGGUUGAGGAGUUAGGCUUGAAAUAUAUGGGCAAUGGACGCGGGUGGCGCUGUGGGUAAAACCUCAGCGCCUAGGACUUGCCGAUCGCAUGGUCGGCGGUUCGAAUCCCCGCGGCGUGGUGAGCUCCCGUCGUUCGGUCCCAGCUCCUGCCCACCUAGCAGUUCGAAAGCACCCUUAAGUACAAGUAGAUAAAUAGGGACCGCUUACCAGCGGGAAGGUAAACGGCGUUCCGUGUGCUGCGCUGGCUCACCAGAUGCAGCUUGUCACGCUGGCCACGUGACCCGGAAGUGUCUGCGGACAGUGCUGGCUCCCGGCCUCUAGAGUGAGAUGAGCGCACAACCCUAGAGUCUGUCAAGACUGGCCCAUGCGGGCAGGGGUACCUUUACCUUUUUAUAUGGGCAAUGCAAUUAUGAACUGAAGCUUCUAGCUUGUGCAAAUUUCAUUACAGAUGAAAUUAAUUCACUGAGCACAACAUCUUGAUUUUCUUAGCAUAGAACUUGGUGUGCCUAUUUUUGUUUUCUUGGGUUCUAUAUAUUCCUAGUUUCUGAGUGUAAAUAACUGUGAAGUUAAAUUUGCAUUGCCUCAGCCCCAGUAUCAGUGCAUGGCAUCUUUGGGUUGCCGCUGGCAGAGCACACUGCUGCUGAACUGACACUUGCCUGACCCACUGCCAAGAAGUUUGGAGCCACCAUAUAAAAUUCUCCAUAACGCCCUGGAGUAUCAUUGCAUUGGAACCACUGUCGGAAAUUUUAAAUGGCAGUUCUAAUCUGCCCAAUGCUGAUGCAGCACUGUUGGCAGGUGCUGCUGCCAGGUAAGCCCACCAGACUCCUCUGAUGUAGGAGGGGAGCCCACCUAAAGCCACUUUGCUGAUGCCCCCCUCAAACCUGGAACUUGCCCUAGUAUUGACUAGGACAUUUGCAUUUUGCUGAGCUGUGUGUGUGCCCUCAGAGCAUUGAGACCCCAGGCAGCUGCCCUUUUGGUUCAGUACGUUUAAUUUCCUCACAGGCCGCUUUCUGUGUUAAAAUAUGUAUGGACUCUGUGCAGCGCUGAGGAGGUAAAGUCUGAAGGAUAGUGAACAAGAAAUAAAAGGCUUGGCUAGCUCUUUUGAGGUUUAGCCUUACAGGGUUGGGCUGCCUUCAAAAAGUUGGAGAAUUCAUAAAAAUAUUUCCUUGGUAUCGGAGAGUAGCAAGGACAUAAACAAGAAUGGCAUCUGUAAUACCGCUUAGUCAUGAUUUUGGUCACUGAGCAGAUUGCAUUAAACUGCUGCUCCUUAGAAAUUGUUUGUAGGCUUGCAUUGUGGAAGUUGCAUUGUGGACUUGCCUUCAAUUUAGGUCUAUUGGGCAGUGUGGCCUUAGAAGGAUGUUGGAAUAUUAUCUCCUGCUUUUUUAAUUAAGGCAAAUCAAAAACUGGAAAACAAUGUAUGAACUAUUAACUUCAUGGCAGACUUUACAGUGGUACCUCGGGCUAAGUACUUAAUUCGUUCCGGAGGUCCGUUCUUAACCUGAAGCACCACUUUAGCUAAUGGGGCCUCCCGCUGCCACUGCGCGGCGAUUUCUGUUCUCAUCCUGAAGCAAAGUUCUUAACCCGAGGUACUACUUCUGGGUUAGCGGAGUCUGUAAUCUGAAGCGUAUGUAACCUGAAGCGUAUGUAACCCAAGGUACCACUGUACUUGUUUAUUUAUUACCCUGGCAUUAAGGAUAUAAAUCCUCCCCAGGCAUCUUACAGAAACAUUAAAUUACAUUUUUUUAAAAAUUAACUAAUAAAAAGUCAUUGGGAUCCUUCCCCACAGGUAGUUGGUGGUAGAAAGACCUGACAGGAGCGGGGGCAGGGAUGGUUCAGUUGAUACAGGCUCUGAAGUGAUCUUUACCUGUAUACAUAGAAUCUAGGAACCUACCUCAGACCUCUGGUCCAUCUAACUCAGCUGGUACUGGCUGGCAGCAGCUCCUCAGGAUUUCAGAGAGGAUUCUCUCCUAGCCCUACCUAGACAUGCUGGAGAUUGAACUAGGGAGCUUUUGCAUGUAAAAGAUUCCCUCUUUCCCCCUACUUUCUUCUCUCUCUCUUGGAAAUAUUUCCAUAGGGUAAUUGGCGGUGGACAGCCCUGUAUUGGAUACGUGUGUAUGUGAGUGAGAGACAUAGAGUAAAUAACCAGUAAAGCAGAAGCAGACUCUACUAUUGUCUUCUCUUGUCUAGCCAGGCUUCCUACAUUUAAUUGGCUUUUCAGUAAACUAAUUGCAGUGACUUCAUGCGGCAGGGGAUUGAUGAUGAUCACUGAUCAUUUUCCCCCUCCCUUCUUGUUAAGCAGCUUAUUGUUAUUCAUCAGAAUUCUACUAACAAAAGUCAUUUGCUUAAUUUAAAUAAAUUUUGCUUUCAAGCCUAGUUCAUUGCUGCACAUCCCAGUUGAUGGAAGGUUUAAUGCAGUUGCAUAAUUAAUACUGCAAUUUUUGUUUUUCCUUUCAUGCAGAAUUGGACGUUGAUAGAAAUGGCUUUGCUUCUGGUGAAUAAUCUUAGACUCUAUUCAAGCCUUCAUUUUGAACCAAGCUAAGAGAGCACAGUAGAGAGGAGUGAAGGGAUGAUAUGCUUUUUAAAAAUACAUCAUGGCUUUACUGAGUAUCCCUUUUCAUGCAAUCAAUUACAGUGGUCCCUCUUUGGACACAUGCGGAAGUGCUAGUAUGAGCCCAAGCUGUUGUACAUAGAUGGAGCCCCAGCUGUUCCCAUGAUAACAGUAGCUGGAGAAAAUGUGGCAACAAUGCUGGCUGUGUGUGUUGUUUUUGAAUGUUCUGUGAUCAGAUCAUCUAGCCUGUUUAAGGCUGUGGGAUAUUCAGGACAGAUAAAACUUCUUAACACAGUCCAUAGUUAAGCAGUAGAAUUCUCUACCACAAUAUGUAUUGACAGCCACCAGCUUGAACAGCUUUGAAAGAAGGGUUAGACAGAUUCAUGGAAGAUAAGGUUUCUAGGUUUCUCGUCAAUAUGUAAUCUCCAAGUCAUGUUGUUACCUCCAAAAUCAGAGGUGGCAUGCUUCUGAAUACAAUUGCUGGGGAUCACAAGCAGGAGUGUGCUAUGGCGGUUGUGUUCUGUUUGUGGGCUUCUCAUAGGUAAGGCCGGAGAAGAAAUUUGGUUUGCAUUUUAAUGCAAACACAUCCAGUUCACACAUCGCAAAACAAUAUGUAAACAAAACACAGCUAUCCUUGAAAAUCAGCACUUCUCUGAAUUUAGCGAUCCAGUUCUCCAAUCAAAAAUGUCUGUACUAGGGCAAUGCGUGCCGUUAAAUGUACAAAAAUGCAUUAUAUUAGGGAAGGUGCUUGCAAAAAUGUGUAUACUGGGUAAAAUUGUGCAUGAGAAAUGCACACUAAAAUGCAAAAAAUAAAUAAAUCAUAAAGACUUUUAAAGUAAAUAAAAAAUCUCAAACUGAUGUGGAAAUGUACCAAAAUGAAUUUAAGAUUGGAAAAAUAAGAACAUGAGCAAACCCAAAAUUGACAGAUAGGCCCAUUCAUUUUCAAAGAUCUAGGUAGUCACUGUGAGAACAGAAUGCUGAACUAGAUAGGCCUUCAGUCUGAUCCAGCAAAGCUCUUCUUAUGACAGGUGGAGGCUCAAAAAUUGUGUUCUAUACAGAGAAGCUGAAAUAAUUUUAGAUGAGAUAAAGUGGCCUGAAAGUUCCUGCUGAUAUAGCUAUGUGUUUGUGACAAAUUCUCAGAAUUGCUUUAAUAUGUUACCACCAAGAGCCCUUCUAUAUUCACACGAAAGCAGCUGCACAUUUGGGGUAUAUUUCAUAUUUCCUUGAUACCUCUUUUUGGCCAAGGUCCCCAAAGCGAUGAUGAGAUUAAUAGAUUUGUUACGAUCUUCUCAUUAUCAGGGUUAGAAUGUUGGAGUUGUACCCAAUGCUAUACUCUGAGUAGAUCCAUUUGAAUUAAUGGACCUGACUAACUUAGGUCCGUUCAUUUAAAUGGGUCUACUUUGAGUAAAAUAUAGUUAGCCACAUCAGGGUGUAGUAAAUCCAUGCUGGUACAUGUACUUCAAAUGGUUAUAUGAAGACUGAAUGUUGGCAGGUGCAGCUUUUUCUUUUCUUCACCUGCAUGAGAAGCUGUACCUCUUAUGGUUAUUAUGUACAGUAUGUCCUUUUUUCUGUCUGGUCAUCAUAGCAAUUUUUUACCCAUGGCAAUUGAUGACGGUUCAGGCUAACUGUGAUUCCUAAAAACUCCUAAUCUUUGCCACCCUCAAAUGAAAAAGCUAGAAUGCAGAUGAAAAAGCCUGAAUGCAGUGGUCCAAAAAUAUACAUAUAACAAUGUUGGCAAUUUUAUCAAUAAUAUUUUGAAUGCAAAUUUUCUGAAUCGUAACUUCUCUAGAUGUUUCUAAUGACACUUUCCAAGAAACUGGAAUAUUAGCUACAAAAACAAAAUGGUAUUAUUAUUAUUUUUUAAAAAAAUCAAAUGCUUCCUGGAAAUAUAAAAACGAGUAAUAGAAAUGCAUACAUUCUCAUUUUACCUACAGAUUUGGAAGUGAGAAUUUGUAAAGCACUUUGAACAUGAAAAAUACUAUGUAAAUGCUUAAAAUUCUUGUGUUAUUUCUUGUUGCUAUAGAAGUUCACUAGAUGUCAGUAUAGAAGUUUCUUUGACUAGUAUUUAGUGAAUCUUGAAGUGAAUCCUUCUUUAUUGCUAUGCCAUUUAAGCCCUAAGGAAAAGCAAAUUAGUUUGAUUUAAAGACCUGAUACCUUCAAUGAAAUAUUGAAGAACAUUUCACUAGACUUAUCGGCCAAAAGGCUGUGACUAAAUUCCACAAUUUAUUUACAUAUAUGUAGGGUUUGUAACUCUAUUAGACUUCCAGGUUGCUCCCGCAUAAGCACCAUUUUGAAAUUUAUCUUGGCAGUGUAGUAGUAGUAGUAGUAGUAGUAGUAGUAGUAGUAGUAGUGUUUGGUUAGAUACUGUACAGUAAUUACUUGUAUCCUGAUAGAAUUGGAUUGCUGUUUGUUUAUUUGAACAUACUCAAGGAGGCCUGGGCCUUUGGAUUGUGUCAUUUCAGCCUCCUCAGUUAUUUUUUACCAGGUACUCCAGUGCAACUGUGGCAUCAAAAGACAACAAACUGUUCCAGUGUAGAGUAGGGCCGGCUACAUGAAUAAUGGGAAGACUGGAAAAUAUAUUUUAAAAUGGUUUUAACUACAGAGGUGGGGUUUUGGGUUUUUGUUUUUUUUUAAGAGUUAGGAGACAUGCUACAGAUAUAAUUGUGAUGACCCAGCAGAUUUCCUCUUUAAAGACACCGCAGUAGAUGAGACUUAAAGUUGCACGCUUGUCGUUUUAAAGACUUCAAAUCCUAGCAGAAAAUGUCAGUGAAUUUUUCAUACAAUUACGCAGUUUUUGAAGAACAGAAGAAAAGAAGGGAAGUUUUGAAACACUGCACUAUGUAACAUUUCCUCUUUCUCGGCCCAGGCCUCGAGGGCAUUUCAUUUUAAAUCCUGCACUUCAGGCUAUUUAAGUGGUUUGUAAAAGAACAGGUAUAGCAUAUUAAAGAGGCUUUGCAAAGGCACCUUGAGGAAUUGUCUUUUAAUAUUUUAAACAUAGGUGUCUUACUUUUCUUACUCCCCUGCCCUAUCUACCUCCAUUAUGUUCAGGAUGAGUCAGCCGGCUCUUCAGCAGCAGAGUUCCAGUUCCAAAAGAGUUCUGCAUUUUUCAACAGCAGUCCUGCUUUUUUACACAGUAGAGUAUAUGCCAGCCCCAGAAUUUUUAAUUGAAAAAGUAGUAAAUGGAAGCUCUAGAUAAAUAGGAUAUUUUAUUUCCUCUAAACCUGUGGUUUCCAACGUAGGGCACUCGCCCCCACAGGGGGGCAAAUUGAUUUUUAAGGGGGGCAAUUCGAGAAUGAGUUAUUAACAGUGAAUAGCCUUUUAGGCUUUCUCCACGUGAAUAGGAGUUUGAAUAAUAAGAAUUAUAUGUCACCGGGGUGGGGGUGGGCAAUCACGAUUUUAGAGAUGCUUUGGUGGGGCAUGGCCAAAAAAAAAAAAAAGGUUGGGAACCACUGCUCUAAACCAAGGGCUUCUUUUACAUUCACUUGUUAAUUUGAGAGGGGUACAUCAUUUCACUAACUGUGUCCCACAGUGCGUGCUCUCUUCUUUCUUUGCACCCCCACAGCUUCCUUUGAACUCUUCCUUUUGUUAACCACCCCUCCUUUUCUAUUUCUCCUCUAUAACACUUCUCCUUUCUCAUUCUGCUCCACUCCGAUUUGUUUGCACCCAUAUCUGUUAUUGAUUUCCGUUCUGUGCAGAAUUUUCUGAAUUUCACAUUCUCCUCCGCUUUUCUCAUCAGAUGAAGUCCAACAUUGUUCUAAAGCAGGGGUCAGCAACCUUUUUCAGCCACGGGCCGGUCCACCAUCCCUCAGACCAUGUGGUGGGCCGGACUAUAUUUUUUUGCGGGGUGGGGGUGGGGGAGAACGGAUUUCUAUGCCCCACAAAUAACCCAGAGAUGCAUUUUAAAUAAAAGGACACUCAUGUAAAAACACACUGAUUCCCGGACCGUCCGCUGGCCGGAUUGAGAAGGUGAUUGGACCGCAUCCGGCCCACGGGCCUUAGGUUGUCUACACCUGUUCUAAGGCAAUCAUUCAUCAGUGUAAACAUGGAUGGAACAGUUUUUCCUCUCCUACCUCCAUGCACUGUUACGGGGGCACUCCUGACCACCCCGAGCCAAUCGGGGGGGCACAUGGGGAAUGAGGAGGGAACCCAGUGCACUAGUGAGUUUCGUUGUGCUGGCUCCUGCGAUUUCCAUGACUACAUAGGCCAAAACCAGUGUUACUUCAGUUAGCUUAUUUUAUUUUGAUACUCAUUUAAAUUGAUAUUUUUUGGUUGCUUAUUUGUUUUUAAUUGGACUGCAAGCUGUAGGAGUUGUAGAACUGAAGGGCAGGAUAACAAAUAAUUAUACAUAAAUAAAUUCAUAUACAAAUAUGAAACAUUAUAGGGUAAAUUGUCAUGUAUGUGUAUUAGUUAAAUAAAUAAUUGCUAUUUAAAUUUAAUCAUUUAAAAUUACACACAUAUUGGUGGUAUUAUUCAGAUCUCUCUUCCUCUUGUAGAGUGGCAGGGCCCAGAUCCCAGGCAAUUGAAAGACAAGAAGCAAACAGGUGGCUGAAAAUGAGGGGGAGAAGUUGGACAGGAGGAGAAGCCUCUGCUACUUACAUCUUUUCAGAGUAAAGCAUUGAUUUUAUUUUUUUACAGUCAUUUGAGUAUGUGUAGUGGGAUGCCUUAGGGGUUACUUGCUUUUUCUUUUUCCAUAUAUAGCUGAGGUAGGAAAGAAAUCCAUGAAACGAAUGCACAGAAAGGUGCAAUAGGUUCACACAGGCUAGACUUCAUAGCUUAACACGAGGGAGUUGGAUAAGUUCUGUAGCUGAGCGUGACCAGAGAAAGGUGAUGCACUGUGGAAUUUGUUAACAUUUAGGACACAUUCCAAGGCUUGCCCUUCUUUUUCCCUUGGAGGACUUGGGUAGUGGAAAAACAAUUCAUCCUGUACUUCACAAACAAUUUUAACUCUCCUUUACUUGCUUCCUGAACAGAUAAUAGAAGUGAUAUUCUGAACCUCAUAUCAUGAAUAUUUGGGAUAGCUACUGACAGCUAGUAAAAUUCUAUUGAAUGAGAGUGUGAAAAUGAUAUGGAGUGUCUUUUGGAAGAUUAAACUUGUAUUUAAGACCUCACCGUGCAGGCAGUUUAAAGACCACAUUUAGCCAUUGCUAUUUAUCACUGAAAAUGGGAGAAUGCAGAAACCCACGAGGGAGUGGGUUGUAUUGUAUUCUGAACACAAAAUUCAGAGCACAUUUUGAUGCUUUAUGAAUGAAUGUGAAAAUGGGUGUGCUAUAUAAAACAGUGGUGGGGAACCACCAGCCCAUGGGCCUAACAGCAGCCUUAAUUUGGCCCACAAGGUCAUUUCCCCCAAGCCACACCCACUUGGCCUACACCUGACACCAUAUACAUUGUCAGGUAUGGAGCAAGUAAAUAUGCAAUUCCUUCCAAAAGUAGAUUUUGCAGUCUGAAAUCCACCCCCUGGGCAAAGUAAAGUCUUCAUCUGAUGGCAGUGGCUUUGUCAGGAGUUGGGGAAGGUGAGGAUCCAUCCUGCGAUCUGGAAAAGAUUCCCCACUCCUGCUCUAAGGCAAAAUGAAAAAAUGAGUAAAUCCUUGCGGAGGUUAUGAAAGACAUAAGGAGAAACACUCACUAGAAUCAACUGCAGGACAGACUCAAGAUAUAGUCAUAUUAGUGAAAGUCUUCACUGGUAUGCAACUUUAGUGGUGUGCAACUAUUCUCCUAUUUGGAUAUGGCAACAUAGCAAAAGGAAGGGGAGAUGGCAGGGCCACUUUUGCCUGCUGGGCAAUUUAUAUUGUUUUGGGGGAAGAUAACCAAAAGGAAGCUAAAAGCUUUGCAAAAUGUGAUGAUUGGUUCCUGGUGGUUGCAAAUAAUGGUAGGUAUUGGGCAUGCUCUGUCUCUGAUAUUGCAUUGAUCAAGAGUGGAUAUGUGAAUUGAUAAUCUUUACCUUUAGACUCAAUAAAUUGAUCGGCUAAUUUAUAGUCUCCUGAAUCCAUUCUCUUCAACCAUGUCAAUGCCGCCUACAUAGACGCAAUUAUCUGAGAGGUUCCCCAGAUUCAAGCCUUGAGUUAAAAAGCACACAGUAAAAGCAACCUCUGCUGGAACCUAGGAUUCACCGUGUAUGCUUCCUUUCAUGAUUGAUGCCGGGACAAGGAAAGAAAUUAACUUCUUUUCCCCUCUCAGGAUGAAAGCUGAAUUCAUUUUAUACUUGGUGGGUUAUGACAGGAAAGGGAUCUCCGUUUGUAAACAGUACCGUUUGUAAAUAAUUAUUUCUGGGGUGAAGACAACUGUUCUAAAUGUACUGGAACUGUCUAGCAGUGUAAAUUAGUUUUGUAGCCCAUAAAAUCCUGCAGUACAAACAUUUGUUCAGUUAUUGCCAACCUCUGGGUAGAAUGUGGCCAGUUUUACCUGACAACAGUCCAAGGUCCACUAAAACGUCUUGGGCUGAGGGAGCUGGUUAGGAACUUGGGCACACAGUUGACCUCCAAAGUCAUGUUUCCUUUUUCUUUUUGUAAUAUGUUAUGGGGUCAAUAUCAGCCAGGCCUUAGACAAAGCAGAUUUUGUUUUACUGUGAAUCUCAGUCCGUUGGCACAGAAAUUGUAUCUAUAAAUACAUAGUGGGUAUGAAAUGCUUCUGCAACACAGGAAUGAAUUCACUGCAGUGGUUGAUAGAGAUGGUGUCCUAAGCAGGCGUGGGGGUGGGGAUCCUCAAACAUCAAAGGAUCUUUUCUCUUAUUUCUGAUUGCUGAAUGAAACUGACAUUGCCAGUCUGCUUUGGAGACCUGCACUCUGUGCUAGUCUUACUCCCCCUUCCUUCUUUAUUCUUUCUGAAAACAGAGAGUUGCAUUUAUGCAGUUCAGAUCUUGCUUUGAAACUAGAUUAUUCUUGGACCAAAAUGAGCCAUUGUGGAGAUUUAACUAUCAUAAGGUAUAUAUAGCAGUAGUAUAUGCAAAUUUCCUUAUUUAAAAUGUUCUGUGCUCACGAGCUUUGCCUUUUUUUUAAAAAAAAAAAGUUUAACUGCUCCCAUAGGUACCCCACUGUAAUAACAAAAUUUUAUUUGUGGCCCCCUUGGCCUCUCCAAAAUCUGGUCUUUUAAAAAAUAAAUAAAUAAAUAAAUAAAUAAAUAAAUUACUUUCAUUUAACAAUCACUCAUCUCGUUCCUUGCUGUGAGUCUGUCAUCCUUCACCUACUGAGUCACAUGUGGGUAGGGCAGUGGUUCCUAAAUAUAACUACCUAUCAUAGUUGUAUUCUAGCUCUAAGGUGACAAUUUGGAAGGGGAAUUAAGCACAGAUGUCCUCUCUCUCCUUUAUUGAGACCAAGAUGGAAUUGUUAGGAUCACAGAUGUGUUUGAAAAUAGCACAUCUCUGCCCCACAACAUACUGUUGACUAUUGCUAGAGGCUCAGGGGGAGACUGGCUCCAGACAGUUAAGAUGAAGAGUACUCACAGGUCCCUAAAGUUCUUUUCAAAAACUAAUGGCAAUAAAGCACCAACCACAGAAAGAGCAUCAGCGCUGUACGAUAUGCUACUAGAUGUCCCAAAUAUUUGGGAUACCCUAGCUUAAGGCAAUGUCUGAGAGUUUUGAACUUGCUAAGCCUGGGAGGUAUUCUGGUGGUGGUGGGUUUUCCUUGGAGCUAACUGUUGGACAAUCUUACUUAAUUCUUCAGAAUGGCUAGGAAAUAACUGAAAAGAGAGCAUGUCCCCCAUUCUUCGCUAAGGACAAUGUAAUUUGGGAAACUGUAAUUUGAGUCGGAGACUAUGAUCAAUAGAGAGACUUAAGUUUUAAGAUUCUGUAAGCUAAGUGCAUCAGGGGAUAGGGCUGCCUCUAUGUGAAGAUCCAAUUUAGCUGUCCAUUGGAGGGUCAAGCUGUGACUCCACCUGUGUUCAACCUGUAUAUAAAUAAAGUAUUACAAAAUAGCAUAAGCCUCUAGUGACGUCCUUCCAAGGGAAACCAAAUCUGAAUGAGCACUGUGCUGCUAAAAGGAACUAUUCAGCCCUAGGAGACGUUGGAGAUAAAUCCGAAUGGUCGGUUCAUUGUUUGAAUUUCAUUAGCGCUGUGUUUGAAUGUGAGAGCUGGGCUUUUCUUCCAAGUCUCUAGAAUGCCAGUCUGCAGUUUCCAAGGUGGAUUCCCAAAGGGAGGAUUCUUGCAUUCAUAUUCCUGGUGUGAUCCAUUCUGAGACACUGAGUUUAAGCAAGCCUCUUGCAAUCUUAAAUUGUUUAGUUUGUGAUCAAAACUGAACUAAAGGAGUUCAUUUUCAUUUUUAGAAGAGAGAGGUAAUUGUGUACAUGUCCCAGUUUCCUACUUUAUGAAUGAAAAUGUAUGAGAGACAUCUUCAAUGAUCUGUUUUUCAUAUGCAGAUCAUCUUUUCCCUUCUACAUUUCUUUAGACUUAAGGUGUAGUACCAUCAAGGUGAAAUGCUGUGGAUUUUAAGUGGAGCAUUCUUUGCAGAAGUCUCUCUGCUUCAGAGAUAUUGCCAGAAUCUACUGUGACAAAGAGCCAAUUGGAAAUGCAGUUCUUGAUUCUUCUCCUAUGCAGAGGAACAGCACACUGCAACAGACUGAAAGGGAUAUUUCCUGUUUUGAAUGUUUUUUCAAAACUUAAAUGUACAGUGUUUGAUUGUUAUUUUCUGGUCUUUUUGACUUGGCAGAUUGAUCCAGCUCUGGCAGAAAGAAUCAAGAAGAAUAAAGUGACUCUGGAAUCGGAAUAUGAGGUAUGGUUCGCUGCAUGUUCUAGCACUGAAGGCUUUUCUUUGCUACCCUUCACUAGUGAUAAUAAUGGUGUUUCUUCCCCUAGCUAAAAUUAAAACAGCCCUGGCUUUGAUUCAUGGGCAUCCAGUAAAAGCAGCCUUUGCUUUUGGAUAGAAGCAAUAUUUGAGAGUUCAAAGCCUUUUAUAGCACUCCUCUUCUUUGAUGUCCGCCUGCCAAAUACAACACUGCAAAUACAUUUUAACUGUUCCUGUGGUUAGUCUAUAAAAGAUUUGCAGGUCUGACUGGAAUGUGCAGGAGUCUCCAUUUAUAUCGCUAACAUUAUAAUGGGAUCCAUGUGGCUAAUUGCAAAACCAUAUGAUUGCUUUAGUGACACUGGCUGUUAAAUAAUUGUUCUCUCAAACCACUUGUAACAUUUCAGGUUUUCUGGCUCUCUUUUACAGCAUUUAUAUAUAUAUAUAUAUAUAUAUAUAUAUAUAUACACUCUUGCAAAGAAAUGUUUUUCAUUUCCUUGGGAAAUCUUUGGUGGCAGUUGUGGUGGGGAGACUGUGGAAUUAAACAUUAAUUUCAUCUCCGUCAGGAGAGGCUUCCAUAAUUUUUUCUGUACUUGACCUCAAUCUCACCCCCCUCCCCCAAAUCCCUAGUAUGUUACAGGUCCCAAGGAGCACCAAAGAGGGUUGGGACCAAUGUAGAUUCAGCCCUCUUCUGGUCUUUGUGUAUGGUCUCUUGUGCAUAUUAAUACCAGUGGCUGGGGAACAUGAGUAAGAGAGUGAAACUGUGCUUAUGUGUUGUGGGUUUCCCUUAAGCAUCUGGGUGGCCACUGUGAGGAAAAGGAUGCUGGACUCGAUGGGCCUUUGGGCUGAUCCAUCGGGGCUCUUCCUACAUUCUUAGGCAUUUCCUGUAAAUAACCCUUUCACUUCAAGCUUUACUAUUCACCUGGGUGUAAAAACAAACAAAAGCCCAACAAUAAUCCUUGGAGACAUGCUUAAAAAUGCAUUUCAUUCUGCAUCGUUUGGGUGACAGAAAGCAUCAUUCUUUGCAAGUGGAAUGAAAUUGUUUGCCUCAAACUCAUAACUUAAAAAUCCAUUAACACACAAUUCUGUUGCCUUUCGAGAGCCUUUUGUCUUCUAUAUUCCCUUGCUGGUUAUUGUAACUCUGCUCUGAUUUAUUUAUGUAAAGAAACCAUCAUAUAAUGCAAAGAAGAGGCUCUCUCCUUUACACUUGACACACAACUCAUCUCAGAAUUGUGUGCCGAUUUGGAUAUGCAGUACUUUCUCCCCACCAGGUUUUAGUAGCUGCUUGAAGACCAGUAUUUAGAUUGCCAGAAUGGUAUUGAGUCUCAUGGGUAAUUCAGAAGUAAUGACACAAAAGUGGCACAGAGAAACAUGAAAUUUUAAAACAUUAAAUCUGUUCAGAUGAUGCUUGCAAGAAUUGUACUAGAUGAGGAAGUGGCUGAAAAAUCCUUCUGCUUUGCCUGAAAACCCACUGAGGCCAAAUCCAAACAACUCUCAUAGUGGAAGGGAAUUUAAAUUGUCUCGGUUUUGAAAGUACCUUAUAAUCAAUGGGGUUUCGCUAAAUACAUGUACACAGAGCUGUAAACUCACAAGGUGUUGGGCUUCUUUAAUUAUGCGGCUGUGUAGAGGGAAUUCAAUCUAGCCAGCAGCUGGUAGUGGAGGGUUUUCUAUUAAAAAUUUUUUUUUGAUCCAACACUACAAAUAGUGCGUUUCCAAAAGAGAAUCACAGAACACAGGGCUGAAGAAGCUUCAGCUGGUUGUUGGACGUUUGGGAAGCAGUGCACAAGGUCCCUGUUGACCAAGCACCCUCCUUUCCUACCCCACACCUGACAUAAUGUAUGAGGGCAGGUGGCCAUGUCUUGCCCAAAGCAGCCUCGUGGGUCACAUGGGGAGACCUGUUGGGUCAAAACUGACUCACAGGCAAGAGGCUCCCCACCCGUGAAUUGAGUUCUUUUUUGAAAUACAAAGAGGAACAUAGUCUUUAAAAUAUGUAUAAGGAGUGGGUAGAUUUCAGAUUUGCAUAAUCUGAUACCCCUCUCCACCCCUGCUCUGAACUCUUAUACCUGUCAACUGGAACCUGGUGCCAAAGACAUACACUUAGAAUUAAAGAAUUUUUUAGAAGAACAAAAACAUAAUAAAGCUUACAGACCUUCUACACAAAACUCCACUUCUGGUUACUGCCGCCCCAAUAACUUUUUUUCAUUUUAGCAGUUGGAAGCGGGGAUAGACAUUUGCUAUUGGGAGUCGGAAAUCCUUGCCAGUUUUCCAGAAGUUGCUCUGAGUUCUGCCAGUAGAUCCUGAUCCACCUUGGGCCCACCCCUGUUUCUGAAUUUACAGAAGGUUUCAACUUAGUACUUGUACCAUAUAUUUCAAGAAGGCGCUUACGCCUCUGAAUAAUUACAAAGCUGUAUUGUAUAAGCUCUUGGGCUCCAUGAUCAUUGCAGAUGGUGACAGCAGUCACGAAAUUAAAAGACACCUGCUUCUUGGGAGAAAAGCAAUGACAAACCUAGACAACAUCUUAAAAAGCAGAGACAUCACCUUGCUGACAAUGGUCCGUAUAGUUAAAGCUAUGGAUUUCCCAGUAGUGAUGUAUGGAAGUGAGAGCUGGACCAUUAAGAAGGCUGAUCGUCGAAGAAUUGAUGCUUUUGAAUUAUGGUGCUGGAGGAGACUCUUGAGAGUCCCAUGGACUGCAAGAAGAUCAAACCUAUCCAUUCUUAAGGAAAUCAGCCCUGAGUGCUCACUGGAAGGACAGAUCCUGAAGCUGAGGCUCCAAUACUUUGGCCACCUCAUGAGAAGAGAAGAUGCCCUGGAAAAGACCCUGAUGUUGGAAAAGACUGAGGGCACAAGGAGAAGGGGACAACAGAGGACGAGAUGGUUGGACAGUGUUCUCGAAGCUACGAACAUGAGUUUGACCAAACUGCGGGAGGCAGUGGAAGACAGGAGUGCCUGGUGUGUGCUGGUCCAUGGGGUCACGAAGAGUCAGACACGACUAAACGACUAAGCAAUUGUAUAAGAUGUGCAAAGUUCUGCUUUGGAUAUGGUGUUCAAGAUCUCAAGGGAGAGCUACAAUUGGUGCAUAUGUUUAUAUAGCAAAUGACUGCACUUUCAGGUCUAUCAUGAAUUCUAUCCUGUCUUGUGUUGUGGGAGUAAGCUCCUUCCCCCAGUUUCCCCCACAUCCACCUACAGAGUUUAAAGCAUUCUGCUCACACACUUAUAUGUUCUUAUGCAGUCAGCUAGGCCUGGCUGUCUCAUUUGCCUAAUAAAUCAUUGCUCUUUCUAUAAGUGCCACCAGAACUAAUGGGAAUGUAGCUCUGCUUCUGGGAUGCACCUUGUAAAGCAGAUUGUAAAAAUGCAAAGCAUAGCAUUUCAUGCUUGGACACCGUGGUCUGCAUUAUUUGAAGCGGCGGGGCACGGGUGAAAAUCCAAAAAUAAACCAACACGGGUACAAGUGGCAAAUGAAUCCCUAACAGAUAAUUUGCUUUAAAUAGUCAACAGAACUGCAGGCUUAAAAACACACACCUUGAAAUAACUUCCUCAGAGCUACAAAGUAGCAUAUUUAUGUUAAUUUUUUUUUUGUCUUGCUUUUUCUCUGAGGAACUCAAGAGCAGCCAUUUAGGCUAAGGUUAUCAGAUUUUUUUUCAAUGAAUCCGGGGACACUUAUCAACUCAGUUGGUUUUGUAUGGGGACUGAUUUGUAAAUCUGGGGACUGGCCCCAGGAAACAGGGACGUCUGGUAACCUUAAUUUAGGCCUUAUACUCACAAAGGUGUCAAAUUUGUGCCUGGGCUAUGCCAUUUCAGACUUCAGGUGGGGCCCAUGCUGAAUUCCUUCUGCAGAAAAAGUAGAAUGUCAGCAAGAAGGGCUGUAGCCUAGACACUCAAUUCUUGCUUUCUACAUGGAGUUACAGUGGAGCAUUCAGUCAUUUGAACCUCCACCUGAUGACUGAAGUGAUAGGCCUUUGCCUCACAGCAAUCAUAAAAUCAUAGAAUCGUAGUUGGAAGGGACCCAAGGGUCAUCUAGUCCAACCCCCUGCAAUGCAGGAAUCUCAGCUAAAGCAUCCAUGACAGAUGGCCAUCCAACCUCUGCCUAAAAAGUAAGGAGAGUACUACCUCCUGAGGGAGACUGUUCCACUGUCGGAACAGCUUUUACCAUCAUAAGGUUUUUCCAUAUGUUUAGUCGGAAUCUCCUUUCUUGUAACUUAAAGCCAUUGGUUCGAGUCCUACUCUGCAGAGCAGCAGGAAAUAAGCUUUCUCCCUCUCCCCUGUGACAGCUCUUUAGAUAUCUCCUCUCAGUCUCCUCUUUCCCAGGCUAAACAUACCCAACUCCUUCAACCGUUCCUCAUAAGGUUUGGUUCCCAGACCCUUGAUCAGUCAGGUGAGGACAGAAGCAGACAUCGCAAGAGCUCCAAAGCAGCAGCCCUUCUGUUGCCACCGCUUUCUCUCUUACCCCAUAAUAACUAGCCUUACAAAAUACAUUGCAGGAUGUCACUUUGAGUUCCCCUGCCCCUUCACGUGGAAUUGGAGCAAGAGAAUACACAGCAGAGUGAGAGGUCACCACAUGUUUUGCAGUAACGGACAUGGACAGAGAGGGGAAAGUAGAUGUGGGGCUGCUGCUCUCAUCACAAAAGGCAUGUGGCUGCUGCUGUCUGAUUCUGGUCUGAGGCGAUAUGGAACCCUCUGAAACAAUGGGGCCAAUGGUGGUAGAGGCUGCAGGGGAAGGGGGAAAUCGGCAAAGGUAGCUUCCCCAUCCCUGUCGGUGGGCUCUCUCCACUGGGUCAAAAGCCUUCAAUGGAUGUGUGAAGCCUUUCCAUCCAUGAAAGUCAAAGUCUUCUGGGUACAGGCAAGUGACGUGCCCAAGGCAACCCAGUUGUGGUGGGUACCAUAUUGGCCCAACUAUAAGCCGCACCAGCAAAUAAGCUGCACCUUUAAAAUUUAAGGCUUAUUUGCGGGUGUGGCCUGCCUCCUAGCACUACUGCCCUGAACUAGGGAUGGGGAUGGGUUUCCAGCGCUCAGUGCCCCGCUCCCCAAGACGGUGUCGGCACUUGGCUCCGAGUAUAAGCCACAUUUUAACUUUUCACAGUUGGAACUUGGGGGGGAAAGGGCAGCUUAUAUUCAGGCCAAUGCAGCGUUUUGUUUCCCACCAACAAGCCCAACACUCUGACUCCUGUACCACACUGCGUAUGUGUAUUAAAUAUGUCUUGCUUAUAACUGGAAUAAUGCAUAGAGGAAUUGAAAGAAAGAAUCUGUUUCCCCUCUUUUUCCAAUUCUUUUUGUCCACACUUCCUCUUGUCAUUUUCAUCUUUCUCAUUAGUCUGUUGGAACAACUUGCUCAAGCAGGUCCCAAACACCACACCCUGGAAGUAAAAAUCUUAAUAUUUUUACAUGUAUUGUACCCUGUUUUUCUGCUUUUAUAUUGAUUUCCUCAUAAGAAAACUAAUAAUUGGAUAGCUUCAGCAAUUCUAGGGAAGAUAUAGUAUAGUAAAAUAAAGUCAGACACCAUGCACGUGUUGUGUGGGUGGGUGGGUGCACAAACGCACACACUUUUUCAGUGGGGUAGGUGACAGUUUUACCUCCAAACUUAUUAGCCUCCAGGUCUGGGGUCUGCUUUGCUUCUGCCUCUUCUCAUUCAUUCUUUCUGAACCUGUAAAUGUGCGAAUUAACAGUUUUCCAGAAAGAAACAAUAACAGACUGUCCCUUCUGAAUGGAUGUGACAAGAGAAAGAGGCAAGAAAACCCAAGUUUCACUAAUGCUGUACCUCUAAAGACUCUAAACUAAUGGCUCCACAAUGCUCCUUCCUGCUUGGGCAUGGUUGGCAGCAGGGGAAAUUGUCCCUGUUUAAAUGGAGCCAAUGUGAUGUAAAAUAAAUAACUUAAUCCCUGUGACAACACAGUACCUGACUUUGUCUGAUGUCUAUUCAUUUGCAAAGUGCAAAAUAGCCCAGGGUCUAGCUGAGCAGAGGUUGUUUUCUCCUCCUUCCACCUAACAAUCCUUUGCUUGUCUUGAACAUUUAAGCUAACCCUCUUUGGGAUGGAGCUUGAGGGAACCAGCUGGAUCUCAAGUGUGCUUGGCGCUUGAGCCUUGCCUCUGCUAGAUACUCACCUGACCUGGAAGCUUGCACAGGCCUUUCCCAAAAGUGACAGUUCUAUCGCAUAUACUGUCAAGUCGUUGCAUAUCUCUGUCUAUUCCAAUUCAUGGUGCUUGCAGGAGGUUAUAUUGUCUUUCUGUCGUGCAGAGACUGCUUCCUUACACUUAUCUGCAUGGAGAAAAGCCAGCUGGGAAGUAGCAAAUAUGGACCCUGCAAUAUCAUGGAAAAUUGGGAGAGGGAGCAAAGGAACACCCACAUUUUUCUUCCAAGCACAAGCAUUGGUGGAUCACAGGGGAAGUAGCCGACCUUGCCUGAGUCUCUCAUCUUAUCUCUGACUGUUACGGCAUGCAUGUUUUCUCAAAAGUAUUGAUGCAUCCAGUCUUCUCCACCUUACAUCAAUCAAUCAAUCAAUCAAUCAAUUAAGGAUUAAGUCAUCCCCCUUGAACUACCUCCUUCCUAUAUGCACCUUAAUCAAACUUGUUGAAGACACCCUAAUUCUUGUACUGAAAUUGUGUACUUGUCCCCCUCUACUCCAGUUCCCCGUUGACAUGUAGUGUAACUCAAGACCACACAGCAUGUGAUCAGUGGAAAACUCAGUUUAGGUGACUUCAUUCACUCUCCCCGUUCCCCCCGAAGACACGUGCACUUCUGAGGGGUGAAAAAGGUGUUCAGGGCCCACACACAAUUAGGUGUUUUUGUCAAGCAACUGGUACACACUGGAUGGGUUAGCUUCAUGCUAGAAGGGAGGAGCUGAUCUUGCUCAGCCAUUAAGUGAUGGCAUCACACUUGGGGAAUGGGAACUGAGGCAAAGAGGGAGAGGCCUUUCAUACCUCAUACUAGAGUAACUGAGCCAAAGGAACUGAAGAUUUCAAGCUAUAUAUGGGAUAGCCAUAGGCUGCACAUGCUAUACCUUCAAAGCACAUUUGAAGCUCAUUUUCCCCUCCCAAGAACUCUAGUUUACCCCCUCACAGAGUUACAGUUCCCAGCAACCCUUUAACAAACUACAGUGCCCAUAAUUCUUUGAGGGAGGGAAUGUGCUUUGAAUAUGCUCUAAAGGUAUAGUGUGCAAGCAGGCUAAGUUGUCUACAUAGACAUUCUGUAAACUCUAGACUUCAAGCUGAAACUACACAUGCAAAUAAAAGAGGUGGUAAAGCCUUGGUGAAAUAGGCUGCAUCAUUUCAGGUUGCUUGCAGUGGAUAUUUCUGACAGAAAAGAGAAAUACAAUCCGCACAGCAGAUUCUAGCCCCUACCUUGUAUCUCCACAAAUUCUCCAAGGUCAUUUCUUCUGGCUUUCUUUUCUUUUAUGUGUGGAAGCAUUCUAAAAAUGAUAUUCCACCGCAUGAAGCCUUCUGUCCAGACUUCAUCACCUCUUUCUGCUGAAUGAGUAAAGGUAAAGAUAAAGGGACCCCUGACCGUUAGGUCCAGUCGCGGACGACUCUGGGGUUGCGUGAUCAUCUCGCUGUACUGGCCGAGGGAGCCAGCUUCCGGGUCGUGUGGCCAGCAUGACUAAGCAACUUCUGGCGAACCAGAGUAGCUCACAGAAAUGCAGUUUACCUUCCCGCCGGAGCGGUGCCUAUUUAUCUAUUUUGCACUUUGACGUGCUUUCGAACUGCUAGGUUGGCAGGAGCAGGGACCGAACAACGGGAGCUCACCACGUCGCGGGGAUUCGAACUGCCGACCUUCUGAUCAGCAAGUCCUAGGCUCCGUGGUUUAACCCACAGCGCCACCCGCGUCCCGCUGAAUGAGUAGACUGAGGGUAUUGCUACACUAGUGUUUUAAUGUUCAAGAGCCAUGAUUUGUACAUUCGCUUUCCGUGAGGUAUCCAUGUGACACACGGCCAUACUUUCUCCCCACCCCCACCCCCAGUUCUGUCAACUUUUCCCAUGUCAUAAUUUUGCUGACCUUUUUAAAAAGAAGAGCAGUGCAUUCUUCUCAAGUGGAGACAGCCUUAGUGCCACCCUUCUGACUUCUGAAAGAGGUGUGUGUUUUGGGUGUGCACUGACAUUUAGGGAAGACAAAUAUAUCGCCACUUUGCACACGUCUUUCCCUUUCCUUUGCCCUGUUGCUCAGAGCAACUUGCUUGGCUUGAUUGAUUGCUGUUCAAGAGGCGGGGGAGAAAAGAAGAACCUGUCUCCUGUCUUUGGCUGCAAUUUUAUUUUUGUCACUUUUUCUGUGUUCUGAUUAAGUGGCAGCUUCUCCUUGCAGCUCUCUGGGCCCCCCACCUUCUGAACACCCAAGGGAGGCAAGCAGCUCCGUCCCCAGGCAAGUGCCCUCUUUUUCCUGUCGGAUCCCCUCACUGCUGCUCCCAAACUAGCAAAGUCACAACACAUCCAUAACCAGUUCCUUCUCUCCCAAUGUCUUCUUUAUUUUUAAACUUGUGCCGUUUCUUCUUAAUGAAAUAGUUUAACUGCAGGUACUGCAGGAGAUAAUGAAUUCCAACCACAGCAUGCUGAAUGGGUGAGAGCCUGAACCAUGGGGAGAAGGCAGGGUCACGAGCCACUUUCUCUACCCCCCAACUAAAUUGUGAAUGGUUUAUUCACAGUUUGCUAAUAUAUUAUAGCAUACAAAGGGUAUAUGACAAAAAUUUGGCUACAGACAAAAAUUGAAAGGCAUAAAUUCCACAGCAACCCCUACCCUCCAAUACAUACAGACUAAAUCCACUUACAUCUCACCUUUAAUAGAGCACUUAAAAAAAAAAGUAAACACCAACCCAAAACAUGAAUGCUUUGACCUCAGUUCUUAAUUUGGAUUCUGCAAUGUAGCUUUAAAAAAGGGUUCAAACACACUCAAGUUCCUGAGCAUAACUAGGAUUUAAACUCCCAAUAUUUGUGUAAUGAAACGAAAAUCACUUUUAAAAAAAUCUGUACAUGGUACCCCAUUAGUUCCAACAGAAUGCUAGUGUAAACCUGUGUGUGUAAGGUACGCCAUGCAGAGGUCUUCAUAAGCCAAGCACUCCAGUUUCUGCUUCAAACCCCACAGCCUUCUCAAGUGAGCUGGAAGGCCCGAUCCCAAGAAGCCUCCUGCACCCUUUCUCGGCCCAUCAGCCACUUCUCCCCCUCCAGGAGCUAAGGAGCAAAGGAAGAUUAGAAGGAUGGUGAUCCUGGCUGACUAGGAGCAGUGGCAUGAGGCAUGGAAAGUGCUAACUCAACACUGUUGAUAAAGCAAAUAAGAAGCUACCCACUCUUCUGGAAGAGUUCAAAAUCUCUCUUACAUAACUACUCAACUGUUUUGCCUCCUGGGUGUGCAAGAGGGUUUAUCCACACUUACUUUUCCUUCACUCUUUCCAGGCACCAUCCGCGCUUUAAAAUUCUGUGUCCGAAUGCCCUUUUUUUUGUCUCUGCAGCUUUCCCUAUGAAAACCCUCACUGCAAAGCUAAAUCGGAGCAAACAGCAGUCAGUAGAAAACGCAAAUCGAUGUUUGCUCUGAGUGAGUGCUAAAGAGCAGGUUUUUGCAGGGAAAGCACCGGAGCAUAAAAACCCCAACACUCAGACAUGGAGCUUUAAAGUGGGAACCUAUUCCUGGGAAGAGCAGGGCAAAAGGGAAGGGUCAAUAAGCCCUGUAUGAGCAUGAGAGAAUGAACUUUAGCAGUCUGUUGGUGAAGAAAAGGGCAAGGGUAAAUAUUUUUCACCGUUAGUGUGAAAUAUAUAUAUAUAUAUAACACUGUAUCCUCGCCCCCUCCCCAGCUGUGUGGUCUGUCAAUUACAGUGACACGUAGCUUAGAACAGGAGAGCAAUAACAUUAGCACUUGGCUCCCUUUGUCAUGGAGGUACCGUAUUUUUCGGCCCAUAGGAAGCACCGGCCCAUAGGACGCACCUAGUUUUUUGGAGGGGGAAAUAAAGGAAAUUUUUUUUUCCUUUAUUUCCCCCCCAAAACCAGGUCGGGGAACAGCGGGAUGGCGGCGCUGCGCCUCCCCGCUGUCCCCCGAGCUUGUGGGGCUGCCCGAUGUCUGCCCGAAGCGCAGGGCGCUCUGCUUCAGCGCUCCCCGCGCUCCGUGCAGCAGGCUGCUAUCCGCAGCCUAGGGAGCCCUGCGGGACCUCCCGCAGGGCUCCCCAGGCUGCGGAUAGCUUCCCGAAGCGCGGGGUGCUCUGCUUAAGGGCGCCCCGCACUUCGGCAAGCAGGCUGCUAUCCGCAGCCUGGGGAGCCCUGCGGGAACUCCCGCGGGCUCCCCAGGCUUGCUGAUAGUUUCCUGAAGCCUGGAGAGCGAGAGGGGUCGGUGCGCACCGACCCCUCUCACUCUCCAAGCUUCAGCGAAAGCCUGCAUGCGCCCCAUAGGACGCACACAGAUUUCCCCUUCAUUUUUGAAAGGGAAAAAGUGCAUUCUAUAGGGCGAAAAAUACGGUACUUUAAACUUUGUGAUUAGUAUUUUUAUUCUCUGUUACAAUAAUGAACUCUUAACAACUUCCAACAAACUUUGGAGUACUGAAGCUCUUGUCCCGUUACCUAUUUUCCACUUUGAGUUCACACUUCCAUUGCAACACAUUAAAGCAUUACGAAUGUGCAGCCACACCUCUCUUUAUGUGCUGAAGGUGGGAUCAAUGCUGGGGUACCUUUGCCAAUAUACAUUAGGCAAGGCAUCCAAGUAUCUGCAGAUUUGUCCUUCACUUUAGGUCCUCUGCUAGCUCUGCAAUGUUGUGUAAGCUUCUCAGGCAAGGCAAGCUGCCAGACUUUGGCAGUCCAUCCCUUUACCAAAAAGCUUGCUGUCUUCCAGUGACAUGCUCUUUCUGUCUGAGUAACUACCAACAUGAACACAGUCAUUUCUUUAUGCACUAGUUCCCCUUUUUGUGUUUCCAAAACUAACAACAGAGUCAUUGCCAGAUCCAGAAGGAAAGAACCACACUUCAAGGUGCCGUUGAACCAAGUACAUUGGUGCCUCAUAAGUGGCCUGACAUAAUCUCUCUCUCUCUCUCUCUCUCUCUGUGUGUGUGUGUGUGUGUGUGUUUGUGUUUGUGUUUUGGUUGAAAUAAUUAUCUCCUCUCCCAUUACAAAUUAGAAUUGGCAAAGAGUGCAUAACAUUGCUCAGGAAUUCUAAGAUACCAGUUUUGGAAUCAGUGGUUAAAAUCUGCAGAGUUUUGAAAGAUUUGGGUCACCAUCUUGAUACAAAAUGGCAUCCAAUUAGACAAAACUGACAAAAACCACUGCUCCUUCAUUUCAAACACCAUCGUGCAAAUUUUGAUUAUGAUUUGAUUAAAAUUUGCAGUUUUGAAAAGCUCAGUCUGCCAUCUUAUUUCUUUAUUGGUUAUUUUUUUUAUCCUGCCUUUCUUCCCAAAAGAGCCCAAACAUCAAAAUAUUAAACCAAUAAUUCAAAAUAGUGUCCAAUUAUAUGCAACUAUAGAGAAAUCCUACUCUUUGAUCUUUGGAACCAUUUGGUUACAAUAUCUUAAGAGGUGUCCAAAUGCAUAGAGAACAGGUAAAGAGACAAACCGCUUUCCAAAAUAUAUAAUAGAUGAACUUUUUAUUCUUAUCAAGGAAUGUUUUACCAGAGGGCUCUUGAAUUGUCAGCUGUUCACUUUUGCGGCUGUCUUACUUCUUGAUGAAGUUUCUUAAUAAGGUUCUGUUUAGGAUCUUCUGUGGAAUGCUAGAAGCCAUUUGAUGUUCAAUGCUACCUUUCCCAGUAGAACAGUAUUUAACACAGUGGCCAAAUAAUGGACUAGAGCAGACUAUGCUCCUGUAAAGCUUCUGCACAAUCCAUGCACAGUUGACAUACAGAAGAAAUUGCACCAGUUGUAUGUCUGCAUCACUAGUAGGAGCCCUGACCUGUAAGGAAUCUGCCUCCCCAUAGGAGGUUGUUAGUUGGAGAGAAACAAUUCACAUUCACAAGAUAUUAAACUUUCAGUCACUGGCCCAGCAACAAAAGGCAAGAAAUUGCAACUCUUUAGUCUCUUUCUCUCUCAAAAAACGAAACCAGCAAGAUGAAAAUUUGAGUUGGUAAUAGAGCAACAAAACCUUUUGGCUCAGGGAGUAUUAAAUGCCUUAACCAGACAGAAGGUGGUUUGAGGUUCUCACUUAAAAGGAAUCAUGGGGGCCCUUCUUAAACAGAAUAAAUUGGCUAUAAAAGGCAUCUUAUUGAUUGAAGGGGAGGUGGAGUAUGUUGGUCCCUGUUCAUAUUUCCUUUUGGAUUUUAUUUGCUGCAUUUAAAACCCACAGUUGUGUUCAUCUAGGCUCUUUUUUAUGUGGCUCUUGAAAUAUCCGAUGGCUUAUGUUAUGUACUGAGUUGAAUAGGAUCCAAAAGGCAGCAGUCUGAUUGGUCCUAGAACAAUAGGAUUCAGAAUGCAGCAGUCUGAUUGGUCCACAGGAGCCACCCAAUCCAGCUCCAGGUGGAAGUGAAUCCGCAACCUGAUUGGCCUACAGGUGAAUCCCGGAAUUAGCCAAUCAUGUGCGGCCCAUUGUGUAAAUAAUGUAUAUAAAGCAGACAUUCUGGGGGAACUUCCAUUCCUCCUGACCACUAUGAGCUGAAUAAAGAGCAUGAAAUCCACUCUCGACUCCCAGUAUAUUUCAGCUUACAACGGUGAAUGCAAAAUGAAGAGCCAUGUCUUGCUCUGUUAGUCUCAUAGUUUUAAACACUCCAAACCAUGCAUAUUUUUUUAAUGUUUCACCUUACUUCAGUACCUGAGAAUGCUCGUCAGUAGUUUGGGUCCCACUACUUUGGAGAUCACAGAUGAGGAACCUGAGGUCUGGGAGAUCAAGGCUGCCCUCCCAGUCUACCUGGCCCUUGGGGACUCUCCCCAGGUCACACCCCUCUUCCGAGCCACACACCCUCGCCAGGCUUGCUUCGCACCUUCCUUGUGUGUUUUGGCCAGGCUAGAAUGUGUCUUUGGAAUCUGAUCCUUCAUCUUGCUGGCCUGGAUGAAGGGUAGAGGCUGUCUCUGUGUGUGUAGAAACUAGCUCACUGUACAGAGAUAAUGUUUACAUUCAUUUGUUCCCACCCGCCACUGUGCUGUGGGUGCCAGUAGGUUGCCUUAAAGGGAAUGAGGUCUCCCCUCCCCCAUCUACAUCUUUCUGCACCCCACACCAUUAUUACUAUUGCUGUAAUUACUGUGCAAGUUGUACAAUAGCUUGCUUAUUUCUUGGCUAGAAAAAUAUUUCCAUAUAAGAUAUGGUAAAUUAAAGAAUUUAUUUGAUUGAUCCACCCCAGAGGAACGAAUACUCUUUUCACUGCUCCUGCCAGCCAGUCAGGGAAUUACUGCCUACUUGGAGUAGCUGGAGCCAUUUUAUACUAGGGUUGCCAUAUUUCAAAAAGUUGGGAAUUUACAGACGUAUGGCAACCCUAUUUUAUACAAGCAUCUCUUUUUCUGCUUUGACCUGCCUUCUUUCUUUAUCCACUCCUGGGUUACAAACUUAAACAAGCCUGCUGGACCAGGUCAAAGGCCAAUCUAGUCUCAUAGGAGCCAAACAGAUGCCUAUCAGAAGCCCCCUAACUUGAGCUCAACAGGGCUUGGAACAUCUUCCUAAAUAUAUUUUCGGUAGGUAGCACUAGUUUGCCUUUUCUCCAUAACAAAACGAAGCUGGAUAAAAUACAUUUUCUAAUCCAUUUUGACUACAUCUGAACUCCGUGAUUGUUAGUGGGCAAGAAUAAUGUAGUUAGGGCAACCUCACAUAGUUAGGUUGUGGGUAGAAAAUUUAGAAAACAACGUUGGUGGCUCUGCUAUCCUUGUGAUAAGGCAGUGACUAAAAUUACAGUGAGCCUUGCAUUCUCAGCACUACAGCUGACAAAAAAUACCCAGCAGCCCCCUUAUUUUAUUCUCCAGCAGGGAUGGGAGUCUUUAGGUUUGAGUUGGGAAAUGGUGGUGGUGGUGGUGGUUUCACAGCCACAGUAAAAAAAAAUAAAAAUCAUUUGACGGCUGGGCCUCAUUGACUUCCCCUUGUGUGCAUUCACAUGCUGUGCUCUUGCUCCUCCAAACAUACCAGUUUUGUAGGUAACUGAACAGGUAGCUUAGCUGUUGAGAGCCACUUCAGAGGAGAAAUGGCUUCCAGGAACAAGAGGAGCAGUACUGCUUCUUAUUUCCCACACAAAUUCCACCUGCUUCAGAAGUUGAGAACGGGUGAAGUCAAAAGCAAGAUACAGCAAAAUGUAAGAGAUGCUCCAGGGGUGCUGCAAAGAGUCAGGUACUUAUCUUGCUUCUCCAGUCUGAGUGUCCCUGUUUUUCUUUAGCUACAGAGAAAUAGCAGUGCUCACGCUGAAUUGUGGCUUCAUUUGUGUUGAUCUUGGGAUGCUUCCUUAAUGGUUUCCUCUACAAAUCUUAGUCGUUAUGUGUUCCAAAGGAGACACUUUAAUUUAUAAAGAGAACCUGAGGAUGUUUAGAAUGUUUUCCUUCUAGUUUAUUAGUUUAUUUUCUUGUUGUUGUUGUUUAUGCCUACAGAAAUUGAAAGAUGCCAACUUUGACGACUGGAAGAACAUCAGAGGGCCCCGUCCAUGGGAAGAUUCCAAGUCUUUACAAGAGCAGAAGCGGUAG
Molecule: messenger RNA, 41868 nt
Organism: Podarcis lilfordi (Lilford's wall lizard)
Lineage: Eukaryota; Metazoa; Chordata; Lepidosauria; Squamata; Lacertidae
Source: the annotation of a GenBank genome assembly